Molecule: messenger RNA, 1878 nt
Organism: Cricetulus griseus (Chinese hamster)
Lineage: Eukaryota; Metazoa; Chordata; Mammalia; Rodentia; Cricetidae
Source: RefSeq, a predicted model, not a curated record
GUACAAGGAAAGGGGAGUUCCCUUCCUGGAGAUGGAGCAUGGGGUGUAGGUAAAGACGCUUGGUGUAAGCGAGCAGAAGCAGGGGCACUACUCCUGACCGCACUGUGAUAGGAACCAUGCCUCCUCCUCCCGGGACGAGGGAGGGGAGGGAUCACCUUUCAGCCACGUGGCAUGCACUCAGCCCCGGAGAAUCGCCUGCAUCUCACUGGCCAAGCGGGUUGGCUUUGAGAGCCUCAGUCAGUAUGGCUCCCGGGUUGGCUACCAGAUCCGCUUUGAAAGCACACGCUCGGCGGCCACCAAGAUCGUGUUUCUGACGGUGGGGCUGCUCCUACGCCAGAUCCAGCGCGAGCCCCCCCUGCCCAAUGACUUCCUGCUGGGCGUCCUGCGUCGCCUGCUGCCCCGGCGGCCCGACCUCAAGGUCAUCCUCAUGUCGGCUACCAUCAACAUCUCUCUCUUCUCCAGCUACUUCAGCCAGGCUCCCGUGGUGCAGGUGCCUGGGCGGCUUUUCCACAUCACGGUGGUGUACCAGCCGCAGGAGGCAGAGCAGACAGCGUCCAAGUCAGAGAGGCUGGACCCACGGCCUUUCCUGAGAGUGCUGGAGGCCAUCGACAAUAAGUACCCCCCUGAGGAGCGGGGUGACCUCCUUGUCUUCCUCAGCGGCAUGGCAGAGAUCAGCACGGUGCUGGACGCCGCCCAGGCCUAUGCCAGCCUCACCCAGCGCUGGGUGGUGCUGCCGCUGCACAGCGCGCUCUCUGUGGCCGACCAAGACAAGGUGUUUGAUGUUGCUCCAGCUGGUGUACGGAAGUGCAUCCUGUCCACCAACAUUGCAGAGACCUCGGUCACCAUCGACGGGAUCCGCUUUGUAGUGGACUCUGGGAAGGUGAAGGAGAUGAGCUACGACCCGCAGGCCAAACUGCAGCGGUUGCAGGAAUUCUGGAUCAGCCAAGCCAGCGCCGAGCAGCGCAAGGGCCGAGCGGGCCGCACGGGCCCCGGCGUCUGCUACCGAUGAAGAGUAUGAGUGUAGGAGACCCCCGGACCUUCCCCUUCAUCGAGCCCCCUCCACCUGCCAGCCUGGAAACUGCUAUCCUGUAUCUCCGAGACCAGGGGGCCCUGGACAGCUCCGAGGCCCUCACCCCCAUCGGGUCUCUGCUGGCCCAGCUGCCUGUAGACGUUGUGAUUGGUGAAGUCUGAGCGGAGCAGGAACUCUCGCAAGUGGUGCCGCCGCCGGGGUGUGGAGGAGCACCGGCUGUACGAGAUGGCCAACCUGCGGCGCCAGUUCAAGGAGCUGCUGGAGGAUCACGGGUUGCUGAAUGGCGGCCAAGGUUCCCUACAGCCUCCGACGGCUCACUGGCCUAGAAGCCCAGAACCUCUAUGUGGGACCCCAGACCAUCACGACCGCCCCUAGUCUACCCGGCCUCUUCGGAAACUCUACCCUGUCCCCACACCCCACCAAGGGGGGCUAUGCUGUCUCCGAUUUUCUCACCUACAACUGCCUCACGAGUGACACCGACCUGUACAGUGACUGUCUCCGCUCCUUCUGGACCUGCCCACACUGUGGCCUGCACAUGCCGUUCACACCCCUGGAGCGCAUCGCUGGUCUGAGGAGGCUGCUCCUGCACCACCGCAGAAAACCUCGGCGCUGCAGAGACCCUACCACUGCCCCGUGUGUGGGGAGGACUUCCUCUUCACGCCCACUGAGGUGCUGAGACAUCGCAGGCAGCAUGUGUGAUCCAGGAGCUCCAGGGAGCACCCCAGAUGCUCCAGGCCAGAACUCUAGGGAACACGGGGGCGGGGGCAGUGGGGUGUCCGUGUAAAUAAAGCAGACUUUGCAUCUGAACCUGUGCCUCCCAGUGGGGAGAGCCACAGCUGUGGUCCAGG